CGCGCAUGCGCGAGUGAGUUGGCGGAGAACUUGAGUGUGUGUGAGCGUGAGUUGUGGCUAACAGCAGCUCGUGUAUGUGUGUGCGUUACUUUUUGAACUACAACCAGUUACCGCUUGUUAAUAAAGCGAUUGAGCAGCGCAUCCUCGUCUGUGUGACUCCUUCUCCACUGCGGGGCAUUACAAUACUUACAGCAACACAACAAGGACUACUUACCCUGAAAGCAGACGCCUAGCCGAUGCUUGCCGCCAAACCCACGGAUGAAGUCCUUCGUCGCGCCGUUGAUCGCUGGAAUGCAGCCUGCAGAUCGAGGAGGGGCUUAUUUUCCCUCAAUGUGGGCUGGUCCAAACGUUGAAGCAGGAAGCCGGAUGAUGUAUUUCCGUCUGAGUCCAUACUACUGCGCGCUUUUCUGCCUUGAGAUUUGCCAGUAUAUUUUGUCUACAUCCUACCAACAGCUCGCACACGCACACUGCACCACGACAUUGCACCACAUAACACACACAUUACAAAACCAACAGUUCUUUUAGGAACCCCUGACUGACUGUCUGACUGACUGUCUGUGUCCUGAUUUUCUCUGGUCAGAGUAUGUCUGAGAGAAAUAAAGAAGGUGUCCCACUGCGGUACCCCCCGCAACAUGGAGCCCCACAUCCUGGGCUGGAGGCCUCUCAUGCUCUCCGUGGUCAAGCUCAGGCUGAUUUACUUCCUCUUCCUGAGGCCAUCCCUGAUGACGUCAAUGUGAGACACAUUAGUAUACUUUUGGAUGGUGAUACACCAAACAUUAAUAACAUCACCAACAGUGAACUGUUCCACUGUCCCUACUGUAAAUACGUGGGUGCAAAAUAUAAGGUUGACAAACAUAUAAAAGGCCAUUCGUCAGUGAAACACAAAGGGUUCACAAUAAUCAAGUGUGGAUUAAAUUGUCGGACGGAAACACAUUUUCAUUGUUGCUAUUGUGCAGCAACACUAAUAAAUCGAUUGCAAUUGGUAAGGCACCUACAAAUACACCAGGAGGAGGUGCAAGCUGCAGCCCCUGCACAGCUCCCUGUGGCCCCCGCUCAGCUCCCUGUGGCCCCCGCUCAGCUCCCUGUGGCCCCUGCUCAGCUCCCUGUGGCCCCCACUCAGUUCCCUCAGCUCCCUGUGGCCCCCACUCAGUUCCCUCAGCUCCCUGUGGCCCCCGCUCAGCUCCCUCUGGCCCCCGCUCAGCUCCCUCAGCUCCCUGUAGCCCCCACUCAGUUCCCUCAGCUCCCUGUGGCCCCCGCUCAGUUCCCUCAGCUCCCUGUGGCCCCCGCUCAGCUCCCUGUGGCCCCCACUCAGUUCCCUCAGCUCCCUGUGGCCCCCGCUCAGCUCCCUGUGGCCCCCACUCAGUUCCCCGUGGCCCCCGCUCAGCUUCCUGUGGCCCCCACUCAGUUCCCUCAGCUCCCUGUGGCCCCCACUCAGCUCCCUGUGGCCCCCACUCAGUUCCCUCAGCUCCCUGUGGCCCCCGCUCAGCUCCCUCAGCUCCCUGUGGCCCCCGCUCAGCUCCCUGUGGCCCCCACUCAGUUCCCCGUGGCCCCCGCUCAGCAUCCUGUGGCCCCCACUCAGUUCCCUCAGCUCCCUGUGGCCCCCGCUCAGCUCCCUGUGGCCCCCACUCAGCUCCCUGUGGCCCCCGCUCAGCUCCCUGUGGCCCCCACUCAGUUCCCUGUGGCCCCCACUCGGCACCCAUUGGCUCCUGCAGGAUGUUCCACAGCCACUAAAGCAUCAAGUAAGCUCAAUAAAUUCCGUUGUCCUCAUUGUAAGUUGAUUUUAAACAAAAGAAACUUCAAAACACACUGCAGGAGAAAACACAGCAACCUCCUUGGGACGAUAACGAAGGACAGAUUUUUGGCCUGUCAGUGUAUCGAUGCUACACAUGGUGUGUUUGCAGUUGAAAAAUCUUUUUGUGGUCCUGCAACACCCAUACAUGUAAUCAAGAAUAUGUGGGGGCCAGCACAGAUCAUCUGUGAGGUCGACCAGUGUUGUUUGAAUGCUGACUUUGCUCAAAGGAGCGGGAUGUUGCCUUUCGAGUGCCACCACAUCCAAUCAUUAUUGUAUUGCCCACGCACUGACGGUCAAACCGUGACACUACCAGGUGAGGCCUUGGAAAGAAUGGUGGAAAACAAGUGGUUUGGUGAGGAGCGUAAGGCCGGCCUCUUGCGUUGCCAAAAAAAUGCUGAUGCUGAGGGUGUGCCUCUGUCUGUGCACCUGACUGUAGGUGGUCCACCAUCUAAAUUUCAUAUAUCCGUUUAUGAAAAAAGGGUAACAUACUACAGCAGGUUGGGAAGAGUUAUUGUGGCAUAUGAUGCAAAGCAAAACACCUGGCAUUGUCCCUGCUCUAAAGCGAGACAAUCCUGUAUCCAUAAAGCUGUUGCUAAAUGGCAUCUGUUUGUAACAAAGAGGGAGCUUUUUAGGAAGGUGAAGAGCACAGAGGAAGAGACACUUAAUCCUACCGAGAUCAGCACAGUCCAAUACGACAGCGACUCCAACGAGGACAGUUAUCCACCAGAUGACAGAGAAAUUGCAAGGAUGCUUAAAUACCUCCUCAACCACAAAAAGCUCCCGGCAAAUAUACCCCAGGCUCUCAUAGAGCAGUCGAGAGAGGGAAGAAGAGAUGACAGCUUUCCUAAGCACCUUAUCCCCAGUGAAACAAAGUGUGUAGAAUGUGAAUACACACUCUGUGAACAGCUGAUAACAGCGAAAGGCAAGAUCCUGACAAGCACAGGUGUAGUUGAAGGAAUAUCAACAUACAGGAAAUCAUGCCUGAACUGUGGCAUGAUUUACAGCAGGGGUCACCAACCUUUUUGAAAGCAAGAGCUACUUCUUGGGUAGUGAUUAAUGCGAAGGGCUACCAGUUUGAUAUACACUUAAAUAAAUUGCCAGAAAUAGCCAAUUUGCUCAAUUUAACUUUAACUCUAUGUUAUUAUUAAUAAUUAAUGAUAUUUACACUUAAUUGAACGGUUUAAAAGAGGAGAAAACACGAAAAAAAUGACAAUUACAUUUUGAAACAUAGUUUAUCUUCAAUUUCGACUCUUUAAAAUUCAA
This is a messenger RNA of Entelurus aequoreus (snake pipefish), 3055 nucleotides long. RefSeq lists its product as uncharacterized. Bases 584 to 2818 code for a protein of 744 amino acids. The transcript has 8 exons. The record is from RefSeq and is a predicted model, not a curated record. NCBI's taxonomy places the organism in Eukaryota, Metazoa, Chordata, Actinopteri, Syngnathiformes, Syngnathidae.